UUUGAAUUCAUUGCCCUCAUGUGCCCUUCGUGCAAGCAGUGGGGGCUUUAAAACCGACUGGAUAAGGUGUUUCCUAGGUUGUUGAGAGCUGGCGAGAGAGGCAAGCUCAGUUGUUGCUGCAAACAAGAUUUAAGGUUGACACGCGCUGAUUCCGAGAGAUGAGGGACUGGAAGUAUUCAAGGCAAUAGUCUCUCUCUGCAAGUUUUCCCGGGAAGGAAAUAACUAUUGAUCCAACUGUUCAUAGUCUCCGGGCAUCUCUCUCAAUGGGAUUCCUGAGCCUGGAGGCGUUCGACUCUCGUCGAUCAACCUCUGAUAGAUUUUCGCUGGCGUUAGCUGUGUGUGUGAAUCCGUCCCGAAGAUUGCGCUGAAAAUUCAUGCCUCUUUGCCCCACAACCAUCACCCCGUUCAAUUUCACCGUUGAGCAGCCCCGGGGAUGGUGGUCAGUUUCACCAGGCUGUAGCGGAGCCAAGGUGUUCCAAGCUUCCCUUCCAAGGGCAGGAGGAAGGGGUGGAAACUUCUGAAAUCCUCGGCCUGAGGACUCUCGUGUAUUUCGCUUCCUGGGUCCCGGAGACUGAGCUCAACAGAACUGGGUCAACUCUUCCUGCGUCCCUCUCUACCACGUUGCUCUUGUAUUUCGAGGGGAGAUUUGAUGUUGUUGGGAGGGGGCUGGGGCGUGAGGGUGGAGUGGGAUGAAAGACUGCGUCUUGGACGAGUUGAAGGAAUGAGAUUCCAAUAAUCACUGCCCCCCCCCCCCAACCAAACCAAACAAAAACCCCAUUCGCCAACAAAAACGCCCACCAAAAACCUCCGGACCAAUUCACCAGAAAUCUGGGACUGCAACGCGCCCACAACGACUCUGUCAUUUUCUGGCAGUCAGCUUUGCUACAGUCUUUCCGAAAGCAAAUCGCAAAAAGCCAUGAACUUUCCGCUGAUCCUAGCCCUUACUCUGCUGUCACCAAUGUGUCCCUCACCCGUCUGGAACGCUGACUCGGAAAGUGAAGCGUGCCCUGACAAUCAUGUGAUCACCCUGGCGUAUCAGUGCAGGAAGACUACUGGAGAAAUGUCCACGUGUUUACGGAAGAAAUGUUGCAAAGGUUACAGAUUUGUCCUUGGUCGAUGCAUUCCUGAAGAUGCUGAUGUCUGUGCUGGCUCACCUUGUGAACAGCAAUGCACUGAUAAUUUUGGACGAGUUGUGUGUACAUGUUACCCUGGAUAUCGCUUUGAUCGAGAGCGACACAGAAAUCAUCAGGCGCCCUACUGCUUAGACAUAGAUGAGUGUUUGGUCAAUAAUGACACGCUAUGCGAUCACAAAUGCAUUAACACGCUCGGAAGCUACAUUUGCGAGUGUCAAGAAGGAUUUUACUUGAGUGCUGAUGGCAAGUCCUGUCUCAGAGGUUUUAAUGACAGCAGUGCGAUUAAAUCCGAUCACCUGAUGAGUGCUGGCACUUGUUCGAUCACUUGUGAAGAGUUUCUGCAGAUGAAGCAGAUUUUGACACAGUUCAAGCAGAAGCUUCUGUUCACAAAUCUGGAUAACUCCAGCGAAAAGACACAGCUGGGGAGGAAAUGCUCAGAAACACUGCAAUGCCCUCCAAGCCUGCCUGGCCUUCCAGGACCACCUGGUCCACCAGGAAAUCCAGGCCCAAAAGGCACCAUUGGACCUAUGGGGCCUCCAGGAGCGUCUGGUGCACGUGGACCCAGAGGUGACAUGGGCCCCAUGGGUCCCAUCCCUGAUCUAUCCCACUUUAAGAGGGGAAGGCGAGGUCCAGUGGGUGCACCUGGAACACCAGGAAAGAAUGGAUUGAAGGGCGAAAGAGGUCACCCAGGACCACGUGGACCACCCGGACCUCCUGGAUCAUUUGACUUCCUCUUACUGAUGAUGGCUGACAUCAGGCAUGAUAUAAUCGAACUGCAGGAACGGGUAUUUGGUGAGCGACGAGGUAUUACCCUCGACACUCUGCCCCUGGAUGCACAAGAGACAGGAUCUGGGCAAGAGAAGGCAUUCCCUACACAGCCUGGCAGUCACAGCAGGUGACCAGACUACCUGAGAAUGUUAAACAACACUUCUUCUGCUGUACAUGUGUCUCAAUCUCAUUAUACUUGUAUGUGAAUUAGUCAGAUCACAAGUAUUCUUAUAUUGUGCCACAAGCUACUUCUAUAAAAGAGAUGAACGUACAGUGCUUGGUCAAUGUUUCUUUGCGCCAAAGUUGGCCAGAUCAAUUCUGUUUAUCAUAUCCUAAUCCACACACCACCACAUUCCUCAUCCUCCAUUUGCUAACCCCAUUAUCAAGUUCACUAUUUUUAUUUUAAUUCUUUCAUGGAAUGUAGGCAUUGCUGGCAAAGCCAUCAUUUAUUGCCCAUCCCUAACUGACAUUUACCAUAAGAUGUAGAACCACAUAGCAGGCCAUUCAGCCCAUUAAGUCUGCUGCACCAUUCAAUGAGAUCAUGCUGACUGACAUUCCCUAACUCUAUUUUCUUGCUCUUUCCCUAUAACCUUGACUCUCUUACUGUUUAAAAAUCUAUUGAUCUCAGCCUUCAACAUGCUUAAUGACAGAGCCUCAGUAGUUCUCUUCAUUAAAUAACAUUACAGGCUCACUACCCACUUGGAAACAAAAGUUCUCCCAUCUUAAAUGGAUGACCUCUUACUUCAAUAUUAUGCUUCUGUUCAUAGACUCUCCCAGAAAGGGACACAAUGCCUUAGCACCUACCCUGCCAAGCUUCAUUCAUGUUUCAAUGAGGUCGCCUCUCAUUCUCCUAAACUUCAAUGAUUAUAGGCCCAAUCUAUGCAACCUCUCCUCAUAAAAAAAAAUCUCCCACCAUACCUGGGAUCAAGCUAACAAAUCUUCUUGAGACUGUAGCCAGUGCCAGACUAUCUUUUCUUGCAAAAGGGGACGAAAAGUGUUCACAGGAUUGCAGCUGUGUUCUGACUACUGCCUUGCAUUGUUUCAGCAAGACCUUCUUAUUUCUACAUCCCAUUCCCUUUGAAAUAAAGGCCAACAUUCCAACUGCCUUCCCUGUUACCCGCUGAACUUGUGCAGUAGCUUUUUGCGAUUCUCAAAUGUCUCUGUACUGCAGAAUUUAGCAAUCUUUCUCCAUUUAAAUCAUAUUCAGUUCCUUUAUUCUUUGUGCCAAAGUGCAUAACAUCACCUUUUCCAACAUUAUAUUCUUUGUACUACAUUUUUACCAACUCUCAAAUUUUCUAUAUCCUUCUACAGACUUAUGCAUAACUCCCAGCUAUUUCUGUGUCAUCAACCAACUUAGCAAUAAUGCAUUCGCUUACAUUUUCCAAGUCAUUAACACUCUUGUAAGGAAUUGCGGCCCCAGCACUGAUUCCUAUGGCACUCUGCUAGUAACAAGGUUGCCAUCACAGAAAUUUUCCUCUCUGGGAUGUACCUUUGUAGAGGGCCCUCAACUAUUGUCUUAAAUGCCUGCCAUGGUUCUUCAUCCUGCAUUUCUGCUAAAUUCUUCUUCCAGUCCCCUCCAGCCAACUCUGCCCUGAUUCCAUAGUAAUUAUUCUUACUCAAGUUUAACACAGAUGUUUCCAACCCAUGUUUUUCACUCUCAAACUGAAUGCUAAAUUUUACCAUGUUAUUGUCACUGUUUCCUAGGAAAAAACUAUUCCAAAUACACUCAAUACAUUCUUCCUUCUGGCUACCUCUGUCAGUUUGAUUUUCCCCAAACGACAUGAAGGUGAAAUAAUUAAUACAUUGCCUUUUUCCAUGCACUUGUUAUCAUUUGAUUUAUUCUUUGUCCUAUAGUACAGCUCCCAUUAGGAAGUUUAUAAACCCUUAUCCAUGCAUUUUAGGAGACCUUUAUCCUGGGAUCAUUCUUGUAAACCUCCUCUAGACCCCUUCCAAAGCCAACACAUCCUUCUUUAGAUAGAGCCCAAAACUGCUCACAAUAUUUAAAAUACGGUCUGACCACACCCUCAACAGUAUAUCCCUGCUCUUGUACUCCACAUCUCUCGAAAUGAAUGCUUGCAUUACACAUGCCUUCCCAACUGCCAACUGAAGCUGCAUAAUUAUUUUAAGAGAAUCCUGAACUAUGGCUCCUAAGUCUUUUUGUGCUUCAGCUUUCCAAAGUCUUUUCCCUAUUUAGAAACUAGUCUAUGCCUUUAUUCGUCCUACGCAAGUGCGUGACCUCACACUCCCACGCUGUACUCCGUCUGUCACUUCUUUGGCCACUUUCCAAGCCUGUCCAAGUUCUUCUGCAGCUUCCUUGCUUCCUCAACACUACCUGUCCCUCCACCUAUCUUUGUGUCAUCUGCAAACUUAACAACAAUGCCCUCAGUUCCUUUGUCCAGAUUAUUACUGUAUAACGUAAGUUGUUGAACCCCCUUAGUCUCUGGCUGCCAUCCUAAAAAUGACACCUUUAUCCCCAUUCUUUGCCUUCUGCCAGGUAGCCAAUCCUCUAUCCAUGUCUGCAGCUUGCCCCGAACACAAUAGGCUCUUAUCUAAUUUAGCAGCCUCCUGUGUGGCACCUUGUCAAAGGCCUUACAGAAAUCCAGAUAGAUCCACUGGCUCUUCUUCAUCUAACUGUUCAUUACUCCCUUGGAAAAUACUAACAGAUUUGUUAUAGGCAAGACCUCCCCUUGACAAAGCCGUUCUGACUCAGUCCUAUUUUGCCAUGCACUUCCAAGUCGUCCUUAAUAAUGACUCUAAAAUCAUAUUAAUGACUGAAGUCGGGCUGGCUGGCCUAUAGCUUCCUAUCUUCGGCCUCCGUCCCUUCUUGAACAGAGCUGUAUAUUAGCCAUUUUCCAGUCCCCUGCGAAUCUCCCUCAUACCCGUGAUUCCUCAAAGAUCACCACCAAUAUCUCCACAAUCUCCUUCAGAACUCUGGAACCAUCUGCAUCGGGUGGUUUAUCCACCUUCAGACAUUUCAGCUUCCCCAACCAUAUGAGUGUUGUUAAAUCACAACAGGAGGUCAGUUAGCUCAGUUUGUUGGAUGGCUGAUUUGCAAACAGCUGCUUGGGUGCAAUUCCCACCACUGGUUGAUCUUGUUUGAAGGACUGUCCUUCUCAAACUCUCUCCUGGCCUGAAGCAUGGUGACCCUCAGGUUAAACCACCACCAGUCAUCUCCAUACCCAAUGGUUUGCCAAGGCUACAGCGAUAUUACUUUUUAAGUCACAGUUCACAAUUCUAGAACCCAUGUCGUCAGAGUCAACCAUCUUGGUGUUGUCCACUCAUUGUGACAGUUCUUUCAUUAAUGACUGAUAGUUUUGACAUGUUUAAGUAGCAUCGCUUCACUCUGCCAUUUUUAACAAAAAGAGAUAGCCCAGGCAAAAAAAAAAAGCAGACAGAGGAAUCACCUACAUGUUAAUUCGAAUGUGCCCAGAUAGGUGCCAAACUUAUGGCACAAAUUGAGGACAGUACACACAGCAGCAUUAGCACAAUGUUACUGUACCUUGCUGGCUGCUCUCAGAAAUUAUGGGCUGCUCUAUCUUCAAUAUAAAAGCUAUUUCUAGUAGUGCACAGAACUAGUUUAAAUUGAAAUGAUGCUUUACAUGUAGGAGAUGCAAACAGUUUUCAAAUGAAUUUUUAAUUAUUUAUCCAAGUAUCUCUCUUUUUUUUAAAAUGCAUAAAUUCCUGUCCCCACACCCACCUCCUCAUGUCAUGAUUGCGGCCACACUUCUGCGUCAACAUUGUAAAUUGUACAAAUCAACAUUUUCAUUUAAUCUUUUGUCACCAUGCAGUCCCAGAUUCUGGAGAGUAGGUAGGUUUGUGCAGCCGCACAGUCUUCACCUCCAGCUUGUGUACUAACAAAAGCCUAAAUUUAACAAUGAUUUAUGGCAAAUUUACUACAUUUUAUAAAAAAAAUACAACAGCAAUAUAGAGACACACCAAAGAAUGUUCAAUUUUAUGAUGCAAAUUGUAAACAUUUUCUUGUAAAAUAUUCAAUGAUGGUCUUUGCUUUGAAGGAAAUAUUUGUAUCUCAGGUUUAUAGUAUUCUUAAGUUUUUCAUGUUUGAAUAUGCAUGUGUCCGAUGAUAAUAUAAAAAGUAUACUCAGGUAUCUAUUGAGAAAUUAUGUUGUGAUUUGUUCUGUUUUAUGCGCGACCAAUUCUCUAUCUUUGGAUUGUAAUUGUUUCCUUUGACUGCCACUUUCAAGUAGCAAUGGGAAAACUUCACUGGCCAAACCUCUUUCCUACUAUUUUACAUGUUUCAGAGUCACUUCAUCAGUCCCUCCAAUAAGAAGUCCCAGAUUAGGCAGGAAUGGGAUAUUACAUUGUGUCAGACUAGGGAAAGAGGUCUCUGCCGAAUGGGCUGAAUAGUGGAU
Messenger RNA from Stegostoma tigrinum, 6271 nucleotides. RefSeq names its product collagen and calcium-binding EGF domain-containing protein 1-like. The transcript has 11 exons. Gene Ontology annotation, molecular function: calcium ion binding. The record is from RefSeq and is a predicted model, not a curated record. The coding region runs from base 917 to 2032 and encodes 371 amino acids. NCBI's taxonomy places the organism in Eukaryota, Metazoa, Chordata, Chondrichthyes, Orectolobiformes, Stegostomatidae.